AGGGGUCUAUACAUACCUAUCUUUGAAAAGGAAGGUUGAUCCAGUCAAGGCGCAUUUGAAACCGGAAGCUAUUGAAGAUGCACUGGGGAGCGUUGUUUGUUUGUUUUAAAUGGCAGAUGAUGAAUGGCAUUUUUUAAUUUUAAACUGAGAUAUAUACAGCACCUAUAUGCAGCACGUAGAUACAGCACUAAAACUUACUGAUACUAAUGGUUUUUCGUAAUGGGGGCGAUUAAAGCACCUUUGUUUAAAGAGUUGUUCAGGUAAGUCACCGAAACUCCGUCCCGUCCCACUGCCCCUCCUACAAAGGCUCGCGGCUGUGAACUUUGUCAAACUGGUGUGUCUCGUCCCCGAUGAGUUAAGAUGUCGCUGUGAAUGUGAACACAGCCAUCAUUUACAGCAGCAAGGCAGCAAAUCUAUGUAGAAAUCUGAAAGUAUUUUUCUGUUAAAGUUUCCUUCUACGGCGCACAAAAGAGUGUCAAGGUACAAUGCUGGGGUUUUCAGUGAUAUGUUUCAGUUUGAUAUCCCUGCUGCAUCUCGUUUGGGGCAGAGUGAUCUACAAUAGAAAUGAUGUGUUCCUAGAGGAGAAGUCAGCAGGUUCGUUUCUCUCACGUAAACUGUUGUAUAACAGUUGGGAUUUUGAGUUAGUGGUGCCUGACAAUCUACAGAGAGAAUGCAUGGAGGAAAUAUGUUCAUAUGAAGAGGCCAGAGAGGUGUUUGAAGAUGACAUACAAACGGCCAAGUUUUGGGAAGACUAUGUCAGCAGUCAUGAGUCUUCACCCCCAGUGGAUGUGUCUGGUUUGGUAGCUGGCAUUGUGGCUAUUGUAGUAACAGCGAUUAUAGCCACUGUGUUGGGCAUUUACUGCUACAAGAACAGAGGCAAAAAUUCAAGAGGGGGCAGUGUUCCUGUACGUAUGGGUGUGGAUGGGCAGCCACAUCCUGAGUCUGUGCCCUUGUCUAACAGGGCUCCAGGUCUCCCCUCGUACAAUGAGGCUCUGGCCCACAGCGGCCAGCACGAUGCACCUCCACCGCCGUACUCUGGGGGAAAUUCAACUGAGCCACCUCAAACUCAAGAAGAGGAAUGACAAAGACAUGAUGAUGAUGUUGUUGUUGUUGUUUUUAGGGGGGGGGGGGGGUACAGCUUUUACUGGGUUUUAAAGUGCAGCUUCAGUGCUUCAGUCAGUAGAUAAUUUAUUAUACUUAUGCUACAUGUUCAGCAGGUAACCCGAUUUUAUUCUUUGGAAUUGUUUUGCUACUAUCAUCAUGGAACACAGUUUCAGUGAAUGCUGUCAAUAUUUUCAUGAAUCAGAUUUGUUCAUUUUUUUUAAGAGUUUUAUCAAAUGAAAUGUAAUUUUCAUUAUUAAUAAAAGAAAUAAAAUGUAGCCAAACUUGAAUAUGAUUGCUA
Molecule: messenger RNA, 1402 nt
Organism: Cyprinus carpio (common carp)
Lineage: Eukaryota; Metazoa; Chordata; Actinopteri; Cypriniformes; Cyprinidae
Product: proline rich Gla (G-carboxyglutamic acid) 2
Cellular component (GO): extracellular region
Molecular function (GO): calcium ion binding
Source: RefSeq, a predicted model, not a curated record